Tympanuchus pallidicinctus (lesser prairie-chicken) is the source of this 12265-nucleotide messenger RNA. It is a transcript of the gene GABRA4, whose product is annotated as gamma-aminobutyric acid type A receptor subunit alpha4. The record is from RefSeq and is a predicted model, not a curated record. Gene Ontology annotation, biological process: chloride transport; nervous system process; gamma-aminobutyric acid signaling pathway. NCBI's taxonomy places the organism in Eukaryota, Metazoa, Chordata, Aves, Galliformes, Phasianidae. The transcript has 9 exons. Gene Ontology annotation, cellular component: GABA-A receptor complex; synapse; dendrite membrane. Gene Ontology annotation, molecular function: GABA-gated chloride ion channel activity; GABA-A receptor activity; benzodiazepine receptor activity. Bases 304 to 1968 code for a protein of 554 amino acids.
GCCUUCCCCCGGGCGGGAGGCAGCUCUCGGGCAGGUUCGGCACCUCCCGGCCGCCCGGAGGGGGUUGAGGCGGCCCGGGUGGGAGAGCGGGGCGGGGCGGAGCGGGCCGGAGGCGGGUGCGGCGCGGACCGGUGCCUGUUGCCCCGAGAGAGUUAACAGCGCGAGGAGAGUCGCCGCUUCUCUGCCCGUGCCUGGCUCCUGGCAACCGGGGCGCCGCGCAUGUAGGGCCGCCGGGGGCUGCCGGCGCCGCCGCCGUCCCCCGCCCCGGACAACGUGCCCAGGCGUGAAGUAUGGCAUGCAAAGAUGGUUUCUGCCAAGGAGCCAGCCUUCGCCAUGUCCUCGGGUCUCUCCAUCGCCCUUCUGCACUGUCUGUGCCUGGCGACGUGUCUCACCGGGCCGCCGGGACAGAUCAAAAAAGAGGAGAAAUUGUGGCCGGAGAAUUUCACCAGCAUCCUCAACAGUCUCCUGGAUGGCUAUGACAACCGGCUGCGCCCGGGAUUCGGAGGUCCUGUUACUGAAGUCAAAACAGAUAUAUAUGUCACCAGUUUUGGACCUGUUUCUGAUGUAGAAAUGGAGUAUACAAUGGAUGUCUUCUUCCGUCAGACAUGGGUAGACAAAAGAUUAAAAUAUGAUGGCCCUAUUGAAAUUUUAAGACUUAACAACUUGAUGGUCUCGAAGGUGUGGACUCCUGACACUUUCUUCAGGAAUGGGAAAAAGUCUGUUGCACAUAACAUGACCGCCCCAAAUAAACUCUUCAGAAUAAUGAGGAAUGGCACGAUCCUGUAUACAAUGAGGCUUACAAUAAGUGCAGAGUGUCCCAUGAGAUUAGUGGAUUUUCCCAUGGAUGGUCAUGCUUGUCCUCUCAAAUUUGGGAGUUAUGCAUAUCCGAAGAGUGAAAUGAUUUAUACCUGGACAAAAGGACCUGAGAAGUCAGUGGAAGUUCCUGAGGAGUCUUCCAGUUUAGUUCAGUAUGACCUGCUAGGGCAUACGGUGUCCAGUGAAACCAUUAAAUCUAUUACAGGUGAAUAUAUUGUUAUGACAGUUUACUUCCACCUCAGACGGAAAAUGGGUUAUUUUAUGAUUCAGACAUAUAUCCCGUGCAUUAUGACCGUCAUCCUUUCUCAAGUUUCAUUUUGGAUAAAUAAGGAAUCUGUACCAGCUAGAACUGUAUUUGGAAUAACCACAGUGUUGACAAUGACGACACUGAGCAUCAGUGCAAGACAUUCACUGCCAAAAGUAUCAUAUGCUACUGCCAUGGACUGGUUCAUUGCGGUCUGCUUUGCCUUUGUGUUUUCUGCUCUUAUCGAGUUUGCUGCUGUCAACUAUUUUACUAAUAUUCAAAUGGAAAGAGCCAAAAGGAAGACGGUAAAAUCCCUCCUUGAAUUUCCAGUUGCUCCAAUACAAAGAGAAAAAAAUACAGAAGAGACGCACACGAGUACAGACGCCAAUUCAAAUGUGAGGAAAAGAACGAAUGCCACAGUACAGUCAGAAGCUGAUGGUGGGAGUCGAAUUGACACAAGGCACAGUUCCAUCCAGCCUCCCUCUGUAGCUCAGGGGUCUUCUGACAUUACACCCCACUCCCUUUCUGCAUCAAGUCCCAACCCUUUCACACGUAUUAAUGCAUCAGAGACAUUAUCUUCUGCAAGAGCUACCCCUCCAGCUCCUCCUUCUACCCCAAUUUUAACUGGAUUUGUAUCCCAGCAUGCCACAGUUGGAUCCCCUUCCAUUCAGCACUUGCUUGGAUCUAGACUGGAGCAGAUUCAGACCACCACACCUCAUACAUUAGGAGCAUCUGCAAAACCAUCUGCUGUCACACCACCUGUUCCCCCUGCCUCUCAUUCUGGCACUAGUAAGAUAGACAAAUACGCACGAAUUUUAUUUCCCGUUACCUUUGGAGCAUUUAACAUGGUCUACUGGGUGGUGUAUCUAUCCAAGGAUACCAUGGAAAAAUCAGAAAGUCUAAUGUAGUUUUGCUGCUAUGUAGUAGUUCAAAAAUUAUACUCACAUUUGAUGCAGAGUUUCUUCUUUUGAAACUAUUUAAAAAGUCAAUAAUUCUUAUUUAUAAAAGCUGUGUGCUACUUUCCCAUUGUAAAGGCUGGAGAUCUUGGGGAUAAUGAGGUAAUUCUUAAUUAUAGGUAACAGAAUUCUCUUCCUCCCUUCAGCUAGGAGUGAAUCAUCACUCUUCAAACAGACUACUUGCCUCUGGGAGAAAUAUGCACAGGAAAAAAUCAAAGAUGGAGGUGCAGAACUGUGCAGUGGAAUUCAUCUCCACUGUUAGGAAUUAUGCGUGUUGAUUGUCAUGGAUCCCUGAGGCACCUAGUACUGUCAUUUGGACACAGCAUUGCAUUUCUUGACUGCAAGGCCCAUGUCCUGAGUAUUUUGACAGUACCUGCUAGAAAUGGACUUUUUGUGCUAGGCUAAAAUUGGCAGAAUGGGAGGAAAAUGAGCAAUGGAAAAAGAAAAUAGAGUCCAGCCUGGGAAAGUGCAACUCCAGAAGAGUUAUGCAAAGGAGUUGUAGAGCUCCAUAUAUUUUUACGAAGCAUUAUUUUGCAUUGCAACCUUGGAAAUUCUUACUUCAAAAUAAGAAUGAAUUAACCUUAUAAAUCUGAAAUCUGAAGUAAUUCUCAAAAUUGGAAUUUUUUGUUUGGUAAGGUGAUCUUAAAUGUGAUUCUUCUUAGACAGUGCUGACCAGCUUGAGUGGAUAAAUUUCUAAAUUGCAUCACAUGGUAGAAUGGAACCAGGUCCACAGUGUUCAAAUUUUUGAAUUCUUUGUUCUUUCUUUUGGAUGCUUUUGGAUUUGUUAAUUGUUGUUUUGUUUUGUUUGUUUUCCAUAUUUUUCAGUCACGCACCUCUGAUUUCCUUUGAACACAUAUUUCUCUCUCUCUUUUAUUAUAUAGUUUAAGUCAAGUUAAAUUUACAACAAAUUUUGAAGUGGCUUCAGAAUCAAGGAAAACAUAUUUUCCUGUGCUUUGAUGUGUGUUGCUAUGGCACAACUUUGAAUGUGAGACACCCUUUUGUGAAGGAACACUGUGACAUAAAUCCAAAAAGCGUGUUUCUAGAUGAAGCAGGGGAAACAUGAGGUGUAUUUAUGAUCCAUUAGUUUUUCUUACACUGUGGGUGAUUUCCUUAGUGGUUCAGUGUAUGAACAGACAGCUACUUUUCUUUAUUUAAAAAAAGAAGUGAACAGUUUAAGCUUGAUAAAAAUCUUAUCAACAGUGUUCUUUUCACCUACAUGAGAGGAGGAUAUGCUGGCCAUCAGUCUGAAGGCUUUUGUGGAGUUCCAUCUUGCUAGGAAAACGGUUAGCAUUUCUAUACAAGACAAGUGAAUAUCAAAGGCCAAGUUCUCAGCUGUGAUCUGGCUGUGUUUUUAAAGGAUUAAAGAGAAGCCAAUUCUCCUUUGCCUGGACUAAUCGUUAACUACAGUUAAUUGACAUGGCAGAUUAGUAGCCCAUUGUCAAAGUUUUAUGCUGGGGUCAUUGAGGUGGGUGUUCUGGAGUUUUCUGUGCAAGUAAUUUGAUAAAGUGACUGAGAAUCUGAUGGAAGUCACAAGUAGCUGAGAUAAUCAAGACAGCCCUACACAGAACUAGGAUGAGAAUGACUGUACAGUGACCAUACAUCUCUAUCAAUCCAAGCAUGGUAGCUAUUUUGCAGCUGAGAAUCUGACCUGCUAGCUUAUAGGAUCUUGGAGACUGUAAGAGGUGUAUAAUACAGCAUGUACCAUGGAUUCUAGGCUACCGUUUCGUAUAGAACAUUGGAAUGUACAUGGUAGGAUUCAUAGGAUUUGGAAUGUCUUACGUGUCUUUAUCAUGAUAUAAUAGUAUAAAAAGUAUAAAAAACCUUACUCUUUUUUUGUUCACUUAAGUGAUGUUCUCAAGAAGGUAGGCAAAGUCUUUUCCCUUUGUAUGUAAAAGAAGCCUGAGAUUAAAAUGCUCCUUAGAAAACCAUUACACAUUCCAAAACAUGGGAUUGGAAAUGGAGCACACAUGCAGGUUGCCAAGCUGCAGUAGUUUGCAUCUUCAGAUGUAUUGUUGGGAGCUCUGGCUGUGCUUCCCUAAUUUAGUCACAUUAUUGCAAAUUGUCAGAAUAGCAGAUACUCUACAACAGAGAUCAUUUGUUUACUUUGUGAAAAUGAAGAAAAAAGCCCUAAUCCUCUGGCAAUUGUUGGUCAUAAUUGCACAAAGGGUAAUUUUUUUCUAGUGUGAAGAACAAUGGCUUUAUGUGUUGAGAACCUAGUGUUUGCUCCAAAAGUUAUUGAAAUUACUCUUUGCUUUUCUCUCUGAUGAAAAACGGGGAUGUUUUCUGUUAGACAGAGCUCUAAAUGAUUUACUCUAAACAGCUGUCUCUUCCUUUCCACCCAUCCCCCUAUACUGCUCAUAUAAUCAGCUUUCUUUGUGGAUUGUUCAGUAGAAUUAACACUGGUUCAGGCUGUUUAGCCAAGGUUGAAGUAGAUGUGCUAUUUGGAUUUGUUUGUAGGUCCUGUUUCAUUUUAAAGACUUAAAAGAAGGAGAAAAUGAUUGCAGGAAUUAUUUGAAUUCAAAAUACUAAUUUCUGUGCUUCCUUGUUACAAGAAAUUUUUCAUGAUAUCUCAGAACAAAUAUGUUUUUAAUCCAUCAGUCAAUUCAGUCAAUUCCUGAAUUACCUUCUGGUGUUUGCAUGUUUAUAUUCAUAAUGAGAUAUAUAUAUAUAUAUAUAUAUAUAUCUCAUUAUGAGCCUAAUUUACUGUACUGUGCUACAUUAUUGUGUUACAGUAUAAGAAGAAAUUACCAUAAGUAGCUUUCCAAAGUACAUAAGGGCAACGUAAACAGGGAGUUUUUCAUCAUAUUUAAUCUCCUUGCAGAAUGAUCAGAAACAGUGAACAGCCUGCAGUAUACUCAGAAAUACUGGCAGGUUCUGAAUACUGUGCAAGUUAGAAGCAUGAAAAAAAAAAAAAGAAGCAGGAAUAUACUUAAAUAUCGAGCGUGAAAUGUUCAAUACUGGUUAAUAAAAUCCAAAGGGAGAAUGUUGCACAUGUUACUUUAGUGCCCACAUAGAUCUCUAGGGCUGAUUUUGAGUGUAAUAAACUUUACAGGAAUUGUGGGUUUUUUGGUGUUUAUUUUGAUUUUUUUUUUUUAAUAUUGGUUUUGUUAGGCAGUCUCUCUUGACAGUAACAUAACCAUUUAGAACUAACCAACCACUUCAGUCAUCUUUAUUACCAAGAAAAAAAAGUGUAUAAAGAGAGAAAAAACCUUACCAAGAAACAAAGAUCAAUCCCACUAACUGCUGUUUCCUCAGAGAUAUUGUUACCAAUAGCAAAACUCCUAUUGAUUUCAGUGAUGUAGCCCCAACCAGUAAUGGAGUCAUUUGAGAAAAGCAGUUAAAAGCUCAGUUUGAGGAGAUUGCCUUCACAUGCAUUGAAACAUAUUUUGUAGGCAGUUGUGAGGUCAACAUAGCAAGGUCAAAUGUAUAUUAGCUCACUAUUAAGAGUUUUCACAGCAGUUACUAGAAUAAUGAAGAGGCAAACCUAGACCCCAGUACCACAUGAUGGCCUGAGCUCUUAGAGUUCAGCAGCUGAAUUGGAGUCCGGCUUUUCUCCUACAGAGUUGACUUGUUUCAAUCAAUUGGAUAUCAGUGGCACAUUUCUGAGACACUCUAGGUUUCUUUUCCUGCAUGAUUUUUAGGAAAAAAAAAAAAAACAAACAGGUUUUGUAAACUGUUAAGUUAUUCCAUCUACAUUACUUUACAAUCUGUCAAGUUGAUCACAUGAUAAUUGAAUGAAAGAGGCAAAUCAUUUAUUAAGGAAUGUGCCUAAAGGUUUUUGUUUAACAGGAACUAAAAUUUAUUGAUUACAGGGAGUUCAAAUGCAACUUUGGGCAUCUCAUCAUUUUCAUUACUUAGGAUGGACUUUGCAAAAAGCUGGGAAAGCCAAGUGUGUAUAGGUAAUAGGAUUGAACCACUGUUUCAGAGAAAAAUGAAUGUAUUCAUCUUUUGAAUAUGUGCAGAAUUCUGUUUUCUUCUGUUUACUUGCAUAUUUCCUGCAUGUCACUCUGAUGCAGUGAACCUUAUGAUGUAGUGAAGAGACUGUGUACUGUGUAAGAAUGUCAGAAUCCACAGUGUAUAUUUAUCUAGAUCCAAACUUUACCAUCUGCCCUUGUGUUAUUGGAGAUGGAGGGAACUUCUGUUAAAAUGGAUAACUGUUCUGUGGCUAACACUAUUGUAAUUACAACAUAGCUGAAAAAUACUGUUCCUGGAUUUGUUUAAUCCUGGAGUUAAACUGGCCUAUUAGGAAAAUGCCAAAUGCCUGGCUGAGAAGCCUAGGUGAAGUAUAUUGUUUAAUGAUGAUAUGGAUAAAACCAAGUAUUGGAGAACUGCAGAUACAUGUGGCAGUAAGCUUACAUGACACCACGGGAAGUGAGGAGAGUGGGUGAUGUUUUUCUAGAUGGUCUGAUGAGCACAAAGUAAAACAGUGCACAGUGGGUAAAUUUAGUAAAUCCAAUGGUUAAAUGGACUUAUGGAUACUGUUAUUUAAAAUAAACAAACAAAACAACAAAGAAUUUAGUCUAGGAAAGAAGCAACCAGUUAGGUGAUGAAAGCCUCUUUAUCUUUCCCAAAGUGUUUUUUUUUUUUUUUUUUUUUUAAUUUUUCUAAGAGUUAAUAUUUAUUUCACAGUGUGAUUCGAAAGUAAGUUACUUAUGUUUAGGAGACAAUGUACUGACAUCAAUGCAGGGCUUUUUAUUGACUUAAAUACACUUCAAAUAGGAAGUUCUGUUGGUUCUUCUGGAAGGAAAAGUGUGUUGUUUUUGCAAGAGUCUGAUACACACUAAUUCUUCUAAGUCCUCACUAAAUCUUCAUUUGUAGGUGUCUACUCAGAAGCAAGUUGUUGCACUUUUGAAGAAUGUGAGUGUGGUGUGCAGUUUAAGCAUGUUGUACAUUCAUCAGACUUUGAAAGUAAAUUUUUGGCACAUUCCAAGCAAGUGUGAGUAGCGUGAAGUACAGAGAAUUCAGAAAAGGUCUCUCUUUGCUAAUGUUAUUUACUGUGUUCUAAACUAGAGGGAACAAAAAAAUGCCAUUCUUAUAAAAUUGACAGAACUUGUGAAGCAUACUUUGUGUUCACAUGGAUUAGAAAAUGUGGUAGGUACCAUUUUCAGAAUUGAUUCGUUUUAUAUUCUAGUCUGUAACUGAAUGCAUUUACAGAUCUCUCUUACACUUUCUUAUUCUUUUUAUAUUGCUCUGCUAGAGAGGACUUAUUCAAAGCAAGCCAGUUACUAUCCACUGCAACUUACUGUUUUCUGGUCAGAAUUCUGUUUUCAUUAUUUUAUGCAAGAGAAACCAAGAGCAUCAUGACAUUUUUUGAAAUAAAAAUAAACUGGGAACAACAAAAAAAAAAGCCUUGGAGAUUCCCUUUUUAGGAGAACAACCAAACUCCCACCAGCUAUUGAAUGAUUUCUUCAAAUAGCAGCAUAAUUCUAGCAUUUAAAAAUACUACUGUGAUCACAUCCUGUGUAUGUAUUUAUAAUAAUAUUCAAAGCUCUGAAUUCUGAGGGAAGCAGUCUCCAGAUGCACUUGCAAGCAGUCUUACUUUGAAAGACUGUCUUUUUGGAUGCAAAGCACGGUGUGAGGUAGGUAUUAUUUAAUUAAUUAUUUAUUUAAUCUUCUUAUCUCCAUUUUCAAGAAAAAGAUCCUGAAGGAAAAUAAAAAAUUGUGCCACUGAAUUAACCCUCAGCUAGCUCAGAGACUUGGGUACUUGGGUUAUCUCCUGUUGUUGGUCUUGCUGCUGUUGAUCUAUUUCAGCAUUUGCUGUGUGUUUCAGUGUAUGCUGUAUUUAUGUUGAAGUAACUGCUGUUAAUUGGCAUAGCAUUCUAUAGAUGGUCUGUUUACGUAAAGAAGAGAAAUAAUCCUAUUUGUGAAUAUGUUUUGAUCCUUGGAAAAAUCUUAGCUGGAGAUUGGUAGAAGAAGCAAGUGAUUCUAUGAAGCAUUGAGCUGGACUUCUGAGUUCAAUGCAUUGCAAAAUUAAACUGAGUACUGACUUGUCUUGCUUUGAAAUGUUGUGAUGAUGUCUCAUCUCCAUGGUAAGUAAAGAUACAGAAGUAUGGAGCACUUGGAAAUUAAGAACAUGUGCAAGUAUGUAUUUACAGUGCUUUCAAAAUGUGAGAUAGUUUAAAGCUCCUCACUGUACAAUAAUUCCAUAGUCUGUUUUACAGCUUGAAAACCUAGCUGCUAAACUUUGUGAGGUUAUUACACAAAUCAUUUUGUACUUCAAGUAAACAUUUUUUUGUACGUACAUGUAUUUCAUGUUUUAUCAAUUUAUGGCAGUGUUUUCUGGCAUCAGACCAAUUGUGAAGGUUUGAAGAAUUUUGAAGAGCCAUAGUUCCCAUAGAAUUAUAUUAUAGCAUCCUUCUGUAACAUAUGGGUGCCUUUGCAGAUCAAUACCGGAAGCAAUCAUGGUGGAAAUGAACCUACUGUUGCCUAAUCCAGUCCUUGAGAAUAUGAGUAUCUGUAUCUGUAUGGACUGUGGAUGGGAGAUGGCUUAUGUACUACCAGCCUCUGAAGUGCUAUGCACCAGACAGACCAUAUUAUUAUGCAUUACAUCAUUAGGACCAUUAUAUUCCACCAUAAAACUGAAUUACUGCUAAAGGUAGUACUCCUACCUUAUUACUUUGUGUUGGGAGAUGUACCCAUGUGGUGAUGGUGAUCUGGCUGAAAUAACUUGUCUAGCUAAAAGCAAGUUUAUCUAGUGGCUGAGUUAGCAGCCUGCUGGAUCAGUUUUCUGAUUUGGCUCACUGUUGUUAGUGCUGCUACAGAGGAGGUGGUGAAAAGGAUGGGAUUGAUGGGAUUUCACAACAACUUUAAUCCAGCCCAGAACAACUGGAGGAUUCUUAUUCUGACUCCACUGGUUUUAAAGAAGACUCUUUCUGGAACCUCAGUUGCCAUAUGUGGUUGUUUUUAUUGUUACAAAGGUGAUUUUGUCAAUUUUGUUAAUAAUAAAUUAAUAAAUAGUGUACAACAACAACAAAAAAGGCCAGGAUUUACGAAAGAGCUUAAGUGAAGUUAUUUGAGGCAAGAGGAAAGAAGGAAGAAAAAGGAAAGCAUUAGUAAAGAUGAAAAAUUUAAUUACUUGCUACCAAGCAGUUAUUUUAAGAUAUGUACUAUUAAAGGUAUGAGAGCAGCAUCUGGCAGGAAACAGUCCAGAAAUAAUUUCUUCAUUACGAGUACAAUGAGAAAGUAAUAAAGAAAAGAAGUCUCUAAUGUUCUCUUAGAGACAUGUUAUGUUCCAUUGCAGUUGUUUUCAUAAAAAGGGUAUUUUCGCAGGCAUCCAGGAAGAAUUAAGAGUCAGAAUGCUAAAGUAGAAAGAUUAAGUUUUAUUAAAUAUCACUGUUUCUCUCUGAUUUAGAGAAUUUCUAUGCCAAAAAUACAAACAGUAACAUUUUUUAUCUUUCAGGAACUUCGCAUAUUUCAUUUUCAGUAAAGAAGCAGUUUGGAACUUUUAGCAUUUAACUUGCUUUAUUUUUAAGAGACCAAAUAGAGAGAUUGCUGUCUGGUUUAGCGCAGUUAUAGGAGGAAGGAAAAAAAAUAGCAACAAAAGCUUUCUUUACAAUGUCAGCCAGUUUUUGGAACUAUCUUGCCUUCCUGCAAAAUCUGAAGACUUCAUUCUUGUACUUAGGUUCAUGGGAGCUUUUUAGCACCAGACCUUUCUCUGGUCAGUAGUCUGGUCUGUACAACAGUUUGUGGGGUGCAGCUGCAUUUGGACGUCUACAACCUUGGCUUUUGCACAGCAUGGAUCUUGUGAAAGGAAAAGGUAGGUUUGUGGCACAUCAUUUGCCUGCAUGAGAACUCUCCUUGCCGAUGUGGGAGAAGGUAGGAACCACUGGUUGGAAAGAGGAGAUGAAAGGAAGGUGAGCUUCCAUCUUUCAGAGAUGGUGCAGAUCUUAUACUGGCUUAAGCCACUUACAGAAAUGCCCCUUAAACUUCUUCCCAACUGGGAGGCUUAGAUGCAAGCUGUGCGUUAUAUGGAAUUCAGUACCAGUUGCAAAUCCUGCCUGAGGACUGGCACACUUAAUCCUAAGACUUCUGAUACGUAGCUGGAUGACCAGAAAAAUUAGAACUAGCAGUGACUGCCAGCUGGGAUGCAUCCAUAUUGCUGUGCAUCCAAGCUGUACUAUGGUGAAUCAGAGCCUUCAGAGUACUAUGGUGGAAUGGAAAAUGCUUCCUUAUUGUAUAAAAUAGGUCAGACUGGAGCUGAAGUAACCUUCUUCAGCUCAGCACUGCUGCUACUGUAGCAGUACCGAACAUACCAAAGAAGGAUCAAAGUUUACUGUACUCUGGCCUUCUCUUUAGAGAUCUGCUAAUUGCUCUUAUAUGGAAAGCACUUGGACAGAUGUGUAUAUGCAUGGUAAUAAAACUGAGCAUGCUGCUUGGUAAAUGUCCAUGGUCUCUGUGGUCAUUUUCCUAGUCCUACAGUAGUUAAAAAAAAAAAAAACAACACAAAAAAGAGUCCAUGCUAGCAGCCAGUGGGCUAUCCCAGAAACAAAAUAACAUCUCUGAUUUGAAAGAUACAGUUACUAUGCCCCUACGAGUUGUCCUGAUGAAACUUAAACAUUGCAAAAGGUGCUUUCUCUUUGAAUCUUACUUCUCCAUUACGCUAUGUAUUUGUGAAGAAAAUAACAAAGCUCAGUUCCCCUUACUUUCCCUCAUCCACACUAAAUUCUGAUCUCGUUUAUAUUUAAAAAAUAAAAAUAAAAAAUAAAAAAAAAGGUGAAUUCCUCACCUCUGUUGUACAUCUGUUCAGCAGGAGAAGGUAUCCCUGUUCUGGGUAGGAACAGCUGAGCCUUGAGCCUAGAGACUUAAGUGUUUUGCUGAGGUAAGAUAUGAGAGCUAUUAGACCUGCUCAUUAGCAAUUUAAAAAAUACUAAAUCUAUUAUCUCUGAACACUUGCUUCAGCAUGUCCUACUCCUUUUUGCAGUGUUUUUUUUUUUCCCCAGUAAUUUUAAAUAAUUUAUUUUAUGGUAUUGGCGUUAAGCUUCUCUAUUCCUCUUCCUGAUGGCAAAUGGAGAAAUGCUGAUUAGAAACUAAGGCGGCAGUAUCAGUAAUCACUGGCUUUGACUUGUGGCAGUAAAAAUUAUAUAAUGUAGUGAAGGGUAUGUGGUAACACUGCUGUGGCCAGGACCCUUCAUUUGGAAGUAUUCAGGGUGUAGCUGGAUACCAGUCUGGUUGCAAGUGCAGUAUUUACUUGCGAUAAAUAAAUUAUCCAUGUUAUAGUGUACUCAAUGUAUGAUACAGUUCCUGUGUUUCUCCUCGCCUUUACCUACAUCUAAUAAAUAACAUGGACCGUCUUUUCAAUUUUCAAAUCAUGGUGUUCAGAGAGGUACUAAUUUCUGUGACAGUGGCUAAUUCAAAGUGUAAUGGCUGUACCAGCUGAAAAACAAAAAGAAAAGGGGAAUUUCUGUUGUGGAUACAGCAGCUGAAAUAACUGUGUAUCAUUUUUAAGUUGGAAAUAAAAUAAAAUAAAAAAAAAAAAAAAAAAAAAAAAAAGCAAAAUCUCAACAAAGCAAAACUAGGAAAAAGUUAACAUUGGCAGUUUUUUUAAUUAAUUGUAAGCUUUUCCUGUGAAGCCCUGUCCAUUGCAGCCAAAGCAUUUGGAUUUAAGCUUAGACCAUUGUAAGAAAUACUCUCAGUGAAAAAGAUGAAGCUUUUUGGAGUAUUUUAUUUAGUCUUUCUUUUCCAUAGAAGUUGUAGCAUGCAGAUAGUAAUGCACUGAACCACCGUAGUGGAAAAUGCCUCUUUAGCAUCCUCUUAGGGAAGACCCCAGUCUCCUGACUUGUCUAUUUCUGCAAUAUAUGAAUGUCCUAGAUGCAUGCUGUGAGAGUUUGUGCCAUGGCAAAUUCUGAUGUGUAAUCCGUUUGUAUUGAUUCAUUCAUGGGCAAAACCAGAAAGGAAAUCAAAGAAAGGGAGGCCUUGAGAUUGAAUUCUUUUACGUUAUUCUUCACGCACAUUUUUGUUGCAUGGAACAAUGUGGCUGGAAGAUUGGAAGAAUCAGAGGUUAACUAAAGUUUUGGAAUGCAUAUAUUCAGUGCUGGUCACCUGACUAUUCUAACAAACUGAAAAGGUGGUUUGAUAGCUGUCAACUUGUUUUGCUAUUGUGCAGCUUAACUGUUACCUUCCUGUAUAAUGAACAUCUCUGUAUUUGGAAAAUAAAUCCAUCUUGCAAGGAAGAUUGUGCAAAAAUUGUUCCUAUUAUACUCCAGUGUAUAUUGCUGAUGUCAAAUAAAAUACAAUUGUGAGAGUUCUUAAA